AGGUGGACGAAGAAAUUCUCGCAGUAUGUACCUCAUCUGCCUCACUUUACCAGGGCAGCAGUUGUUAUUGCAUUCUCAUUGUGUCUAAUCCCUUAAGACACCGACAUUCACUACUCUGUACAACAUACUCUCAGCUGCCAUCCGCCCCUGACGUCAGUUCUGUUAUUGACCCAAGCCCAAUCCUACUCUCUCUGGAAGAGAUCGUACCGCCUCUCAUGCUGUGAUAAAGAAAAAAGGCAGCACCGCGAUAAGGAGAAUUAUCCCAUUGCGAACUCCGAAGAACCGGUUCACGUCGUGCGUGAUACCUGAUGUCCCUCGCCGAAACCGCCGCGACGGCGGUGCAUGUUAUCGCGUCGAGUACGGCCACCAACCAGCCGGGGGGUGUGCAUGAGCCGUGGCAGGAUCAGAUGAAGAGCCAGCGGGAUCUGUAUACGCAAUUGGUGAUAAGCAGUGUGUUGGGAUUGGGUGCUUUUUUGGCGUUUUGUGUACUACGGCCAAGAUGGACGGAAUUGUAUGCGGCCCGGAGACGGCAACGCAAUUCUGCGUCUCAUUUGCCGGAAUUGCCUGAUAGCUUUUUUGGUUGGAUACCGGUUCUCUAUCGGAUUACGGAUGAGCAGGUGUUAGAGUCUGCGGGUAUGGAUGCUUAUGUGUUCCUAUCGUUCUUCAAAUUCGGUAUCCGGUUCCUGUCGACCCUCUUCGUUUUCGCCGUUGCUAUCAUCCUCCCGAUUCAUUACACAUACGGCGGCAAGAAAGGUAUCCCCGGAUCGGAUAAUGGGGAUGGAGGUGAUGAUGGCAAUAAGAAAAAGGUGCUUUCUCCGAACUACCUGUCGAUGUAUGUAAUUUUCGCAUACAUCUUCAGCGGGCUGGCGAUCUACUUACUUCUGCAAGAGACGAACAAAGUCAUCCGCACCCGUCAAAGGUACCUUGGAAGUCAGACCAGCACCACAGAUCGGACGAUUCGUCUCUCAGGCAUCCCGAAGGAAAUGAGAUCGGAAGACAAUAUCAAGGAGUUUAUCGAGGGCCUGCAGAUUGGGAAAGUCGAGAAUGUCACUCUUUGCCGUGACUGGCGUGAAUUGGAUGGCUUGAUCGAUGAGCGACUUGGCGUAUUGCGGAACCUUGAACGGUCGUGGACCAAAUACCUGGGGUACAAGCGACCAAGUAGGGCUAAUGGGGACGUUAUGCCCAUGACAUGGCAACAAGCAGGUGGCUCCAGCCUGGUCCUAGACGAUGACAACGAGCGGACCCAACUUCUGCCGGACAGUGCUCGAGAACGCGCUGCCCACAGGAAGCGUCCGGCAGUGCGUAUCUGGUAUGGGCCACUAAACCUGCGCUACCGGAAUAUCGAUGCGAUUGAUUACUUUGAAGAAAAGCUGCGAAAUCUGGACGAUACGAUUCUGACUGCUCGUCGGAAGAAGUACACGCCAACUGGAUUGGCGUUCGUGACGAUGGAGUCUAUUGCUGCUUCGCAGAUGGUUGUUCAGGCGAUACUCGAUCCCCAUCCGAUGCAACUCUUCGCCAGACUUGCUCCCGCGCCGGCUGAUGUCGUGUGGAGGAAUACGUAUGUGUCGCGUGCCAGACGGAUGAUGCAGUCGUGGUCUAUCACUAUAGCCAUCGCAUUCUUCACAGUCUUCUGGUCGGUGCUUUUGAUUCCCGUCGCCUAUUUGCUGGAAUUGAAGACUCUGCACAAGGUGUUCCCUCAGCUGGCGGAUGCCCUUGCUCGAAACCCGAUAGCCCAGUCGCUGGUCCAGGCUGGUCUUCCUACCUUGGCUUUGUCGCUGUUGACAGUUGCUGUGCCGUAUUUGUAUACCUGGCUUUCUCAUCACCAGGGUAUGAUGUCCGGUGGAGAUAUCGAGCUGUCGGUGAUCUCGAAGAACUUUUUCUUCUCGUUUUUCAACCUGUUCCUCGUCUUUACUGUCUUCGGUACUGCGUCGACUUUUUACGGCUUUUGGGAGAACCUCCGCGAUGCGUUCAAGGAUGCGACGACGAUUGCAUUUGCUCUAGCCAGGUCAUUGGAAUCAUUUGCCCCGUUCUACAUCAAUUUCUUGGUCUUGCAGAGUUUAGGUCUGUUUCCAUUCCGACUUCUUGAAUUUGGCAGCGUCGCCAUGUAUCCGAUCAACUUCUUCUAUGCAAAGACGCCACGGGAGUACGCUGAACUGACUACGCCGCCCACGUUCAGCUACGGGUUCUCCAUUCCGCAGACGAUUUUCAUUCUGAUCAUCUGUGUGGUGUACAGCGUUUUCCCUAGCUCGUGGCUCAUUUGUCUUUUCGGACUGGUAUACUUCACCCUUGGCAGAUUCAUUUAUAAAUACCAGCUCCUGUACGCAAUGGACCACCAACAACAUUCCACCGGUCGCGCCUGGCCCAUGAUUUGCAGCCGGGUAUUUGUGGGUUUGAUGGUCUUCCAGCUCGCGGUGAUCGGUGUGCUCGCCCUAAGCAAAGCCGUCACUCGCUCAUUGCUCCUCGUGCCCUUGCUCGGUGCAACCGUCUGGGUCUCAUACUGGUUUAGCCGCUCCUACGAACCACUCAUGAAAUUCAUCGCUCUCAAAAGCAUCGACCGAAACCGCCCAGGCGGCGGUGAUAUCUCUCCCUCGCCAUCAGCGACUUUCUCGCCUCCGUCAGGUCUCGAGCGUGAUGCGCUGCCUAUUCGCGUUGGCGGGCAAGAGCUGGGGUUGAAGUUGAGUAAAUAUGUGAACCCCAGUUUGAUCCUGCCGCUGCAUGAUGCGUGGUUGCCGGGACGGAGUGCGGCGCCGGAUUUCUCGGGAGCUUUUGCGGGUUAUGAGGCGAUGAAUGGAAGUGGUGAAUCCGUUUGAUGGCUUGAGCAUGGUUUCAAGCGUACUUAUAUGUUGUCUCCGUCCUUUUGUUGCGUUUCGUUUCAUUUUCCUAUCAUUUUCCUUUCCCUGAGUACACUGACUUGGCAUGAUGAUACAGCACUGAUUGAUGAUAUACGACCACGACCACGACCACGAUACCACCUAGCUCUUUGAUAUCUUGCAUUUGUUCACUGUUGUGCUUGGGUUGUUCUGGAUAGACCUAGCGAUGCCGUUAUUCCUCUGUUAGUUCCUCGAUUUAGACUGUUAUGAGCCGACUUUCUUCCAAGUUAAACUAGUCUUACAAAUUGAACAAUUACAAUG
Molecule: messenger RNA, 3131 nt
Organism: Aspergillus glaucus CBS 516.65
Lineage: Eukaryota; Fungi; Ascomycota; Eurotiomycetes; Eurotiales; Aspergillaceae
Product: putative DUF221 domain protein
Exons: 3
Coding region: 309-2810 (833 amino acids)
Cellular component (GO): plasma membrane
Molecular function (GO): calcium-activated cation channel activity
Source: RefSeq, a predicted model, not a curated record